Messenger RNA from Oryza brachyantha (malo sina), 1826 nucleotides. RefSeq names its product putative lysozyme-like protein. The record is from RefSeq and is a predicted model, not a curated record. The transcript is spliced from 5 exons. The coding region runs from base 227 to 1378 and encodes 383 amino acids. Lineage: Eukaryota; Viridiplantae; Streptophyta; Magnoliopsida; Poales; Poaceae.
UCUCCUCUCCCGUCUUCCCCCCUCCUCCUCCCCCUCAUCGUCGCCUCGUGUGCCGCCUGUUCUUCUUCUUCUUCGCACGAUUCUCCCUGUAAAUUUCCCGGCCGUUUCUCGCACCUCGUGCAUCGUCGUCUGUUGGAGGCCUUGGACGGCAGGGAAAGGAGACCGAUUGGCGGACCGGUAAGGGACGGACGCGGGCCGGAGCGGUGGCCGACGGCCAUUUUUUUUCAUGCGUGGCUCCCUGGAGGUCCACGCGAUUGGCAGAGACGCCGCGUCGCCGUGCGCCCUGAGACUGAAAGCUCUCCCGGCAUUGGACAUGAUGAGGUACCAAAGGCUUAGCCCGGACUGCCUCCCGCUGGCCAACGGCGGCGGCGGAGGAAGCGGCAGCGUGACCCGGAAGCCGGCGUCGAGAUCCUGCAAGGACGACGAUGGCGGCUCAGCCGACGGCUCCCGCCUCGCGCCGUACCUCCCGUCGCCGCAGCUCGAUUCCAAGCCGCUGCGCGCUCGAGCGCCGCAGCUGCCGUCCUCGUCGGCUACCUGGAGCCCGGCGCGCGACCGCGACCGAGACCACGCGCACUACAACCACCACCCGUCGGACUCCUCCGACACGGCCUCGCCGAGCUCGAACGGCGGCGGCGGCGGCGCGGGCACCGGGGGCGACGUGCUGCUGCAGUGGGGGCACAACAAGCGCUCCCGCUGCCGGCGCGACUCCUCCGCGGUCUCCUCAGCCAACGCGGCCCCCUCUUCGCAGCGCCGGCAGACCGCCGCCUCCGCUGUCAAGAUCCAGCGCCGCUCGUCGGCGCCAGCGGAGAAGCUCAUGCCGCUGCCGCCCCCCUCCACUACCGGGUCGUACACGCGCGGCUCCAACCUGAGGUCCGCGUCCUCUUUCUCGACGCGGUCCGCCGCCGCCGGAGAGGCCCAUCCUCACAGGUCCGCGGCGGAGGAGCGAUCGGGUGGCGGCGGGCACAGGCGGUCGCCGGACAAGGCGCACAAGUCCGCCCUGGACGCUGUGCUGCAAAUGGAUUCCAAGAACAACCACCAUCACCACCACCACCACCACGACUCUUUGCUGGCCGCAAACGGCGGCACCGGCGCGGCCGAGAAGCUCGGCGGCGUCGAGCGGUUUGAGCUGCCUCGGAUCUACAUCUCGCUGUCGCGCAAGGAGAAGGAGGACGACUUCUUGGCCAUGAAGGGCACCAAGCUGCCGCAGAGGCCCAAGAAGAGGGCCAAGAACGUGGACAAGACCCUCCAAUAUGUCUUCCCUGGGAUGUGGCUUUCGGACUUGACAAAAGGCCGGUAUGAGGUGCGAGAGAAGAAAUGUGUGAAGAAGAGGCGUAGAGGGCUGAAAGGGAUGGAGAGCAUGGACAGCGACUCGGAGUGACGGCAGAGCGCAAGGUCAAGCGAGGCAAUAAGAUUGGACAGAUGGAGAUUGGGCAAAGCCACAGAAGGAAGGAAGGAAGGCGAGUGUGUUUUUUGUGUACAUGGAGAUGAACAAGAUGAGAUUAGCGAAGAGGAGGAGCCGAGGGGCAGGAGGUGCGCGCUCGCUCUGCCUAUCUCUCUCCUCGAGGCGCCCGGCCCAGCGCGGAAGUGGCUCCCUCGAGACGACGACGAUGGCCCCGGCGGAUUUUUAUUUCGUUUGGGUUUUGUCAGAGCAGGUCACUUGCUUGCACGUCGUCCCAGCGGCGCACAACUACGGCGCCGCGUUUUUUUUUUCUCCCCGCGAGGCCAUUUUGUGGUGUAAUUCUUUGGGUGGGGGGCUCCGGCGGCCGGCCUCGCCUUUCCUGUGAGCUGCCGUUUGGUUGGAAUGGUUACCUGGUGACUCUUGUGCA